AUGCUGAAAAUCAACAGGAGUUGUGUUGACACGAGAACAUGCUCAACUCAAAGGCAAGACACCCGCAAACGAGGACGAAAGACCAGAAACUUGCAUCUGAACGAGGCAUACAGUAGAUUGAAUGAUUUGAUUGAAGAUGGACUUAGUGAAGAAUCUGCUUCAAAGCUGACUUCAAGCAUUGUCUCGCUUGUCUCAUUUGAUGGUGAAAAGAUCUAUUCUCAAAGCACAGGAAUAGUUGUUGAAAAUGAUCAAUUCAGUGCAUCUUUCCUGACAUCUAAAGAUUUGAUUAGAAAAAAAUCAGCUUUUGUUCCUGGAUUACAGAUAAAAGUGUACCUACCAAAUAGGGAAGUAGUGAAUGGACUUGUGCAAUACUACAGUGCGAAGUGGCGUAUGGUUGUUGUAACCACUAAGCCCUCCCCUCAUCUUGUCACAGCAUGUCUUGGUAACAUAAUGCAAGCUGAGUCUUCUAGUGGCUUAUUUGCUAUAACUUGUUGCUAUAAGACGGGCAACUUAUUGGUCACAACUGGGACGCUGGCUAGCAGUCCAAGUGGACUUGAAGGAAUCAUGCAGUCCACGUGCCAAAUCUCUGUGGAUGGAAGCGGCGGACCUCUUGUUUCACCUGAUGGGAAUAUUGUUGGGAUGAACCUCUGUACGGAAGAGAGUACAACCCCAUUCAUACCAACAGAUCAAAUUUAUGAUUGUUUGCGCAAGCUUGCGAUACGGACCUAUUUGGAGAAUUUCACACCAUUGAGCUCCAGUUCAGAAGGUAUCUCCAGUCUAGAUACCAUUAUAGGUAGCUCAAGUGAGGGAAGUGAAAAUAAGAACCAGGAUGCUAAUGUUGAGUGGUGUGACCUCAGUCAAGAACUUGCUUCAAAGUUGUCCCCAAGCAUUGUCUCCCUUGCUUCAUUUGAUGGUGGAGAGACGUUGCAUUCUGAAUGCACAGGCAUGGUUAUUGACAGCGAAUCGUGUUCUGCCUCUUUUCUUACUACUGGAAGUUUGUUUGGAUCAUUAGAUCCAGAACUCUGGAGCAAAGUGGUGAUCAAAGUGCGCCUUCCAAAUGACGAAGUGGUCCAUGGGUGGCUGGACUAUUAUAUGUCCAAAAACAAUAUCGCUGUUGUCACCACAGAUUCAUUGCUGGUGCCCUACUUUCAUCUUCGCGUAGCAUGUCUCGACAAUAACGUGCGAGUUGAGUCAGCUGCUGGCGUAUUAGCUGUAAGGCGGUACUUUGACUCAGGCAAAUUAGUGUACACCGGAGGGUCACUGACUGGUGGAAUUCAGAACAAAGAGCUUAAUUCAUCACUCACUGGUGGAAUUCAAAACAAAGAGCUUAAUUUUUCCACAUGCAAAAUCAAUGAGGUUGCCAGUGGAGGACCACUUGUUGAUCGUGAUGGGAAUAUUGUCGGCAUGAACUACUAUGGUGGGGAAACAACUCCAUUCCUACCAAGUAAUCUAAUUGUUGAACAGUUGGGGCCUGAAAUAUAUCGGGCUUCAAGUAAACAGGAUCAUUGCUGUACAAAUGAGAUACAAGAAUCUUCCACACCUUGUAGCAAUGACCCAAAAGAACUCACUGACAAUGAACUUGAAUGCAUACUUGCUCCCUGGAUUGCCUCUCCUGGGAAAUUUGAUGAAUUUGAAGUUAGAGCAAAUGAGAUGUUAAGGACUGCUGGUUAUCCCUUGCCAAAGUUUGCUGAUGAUGGCAUGUACUUGAAAGGGACUUUCGACGAUGAAUUUGGCAGAGAGAAUUGGAGUGAACGCACUAGGAGAGUUGCUUCAAAGAUGUCUCGAAGUGUUGUGGCACUUGCUUCAUUCAUUGUAGAAUCUGAUUCUGCUGAGGAACUCAGUAAGGAAAAGAAGAAAACAUUUUGCUUGCUCAGGUGUAUUUAUAGAAUGCGAUGGAUCCACUACAAGUGUACUGACUUCAGCAAGUUUGGUUAG
Molecule: messenger RNA, 1935 nt
Organism: Triticum turgidum subsp. durum (durum wheat)
Lineage: Eukaryota; Viridiplantae; Streptophyta; Magnoliopsida; Poales; Poaceae
Source: the annotation of a GenBank genome assembly